ACACCACACGUACUGGCUACUGCAGAGAACGCACGCUCUGUCCACCGCACAUCCCGCCCAAAUUGCUGCCGCUUCGCUUCCCUACUCCCUCUGCUACGUCGUCGCUGGACAAGGCGCCACUCCGUCCACCGUUCCCCUCUCACUGCACCUCGCCGCCACCUCGGUUCGGGUCUCUGCACGCGGCCUCACAGUGCGGCUGCUCGGUUGCCGUCGACGCCGCCGGCUGGGUCUCCGGCGUGCUUCCCCGACAGGCUCCUCCACCUCUCAGGUGGUUGUGUUUUCCUGUGUCAGUGUGUGAGCUCUUUCAGUUGGGAGCUGUGAAAGACUGAAGGGGGAGCAACAAUGGCAGAGUUUGUGGUCGGGCCACUGGUCUCCAUGUUAAAGGACAAGGCGUCCAGCUACCUGCUGGAGCAGUACAAGGUGAUGGACGGCAUGGAGGAGCAGCGUGAGAUCCUCAAACGCAAAUUACCGGCCAUCUUGGACAUCAUCCAGGAUGCGGAGGAGAAAGGGGCUUACCGCCCCGGAGUACGUGCUUGGCUCGAAGCACUCAAGAAUGUCGCCUAUGAGGCGAACAAUGUCUUCGACGAGUUCAAGUACGAGGUGCUCCGGCGUGAGACCAAAGAGAAGGGACACUACAAGAAGCUUGGCUUUGAUAUCUUGAGCAUCUUCCCUGCUCACAACCCCAUCGUGUUCCGUUAUAGGAUGGGCAAGAAGUUGUGCAUGAUUGUGAAAACCAUUGAGGUCCUUGUUGCAGAGAUGAAUGCCUUUGGAUUCAAGCACAUACAACAAGUGCCACCAUCCAAGCAGUGGCGCAUUACAGAUUCCAUAUUAAACGACUCCGAGAAGGAUAUUGUGAGUAGGUCUAGAGAUGCAGAGAAGAAGCAGAUUGUAAGUAUAUUGGUCGAUCAAGGUAGUGACAGGGAUCUCAUCGUCCUUCCCAUUGUUGGAAUGGGUGGGUUGGGCAAGACCACAUUUGCUCAGCUUGUCUACAAUGACCCUGCAAUCAAGAAGCAUUUCCAGCUCCAAAGGUGGUGUUGUGUGUCCGAUGAUUUUGACGUUACUAAGAUUGCAAGCAACAUCUGCCAGAUCAAUGAGAUCAAUCGAGAGAAGGCAUUGCAAGACCUUCAGAAAGAAGUAAGUGGGAAGAUAUAUCUUAUUGUGCUGGAUGAUGUGUGGAAUGAAGAUACUGAAAAGUGGGAAAAACUCAAGACCGGCCUGAACCACGGAGCCAAGGGAAGUGCAAUACUGACGACCACCCGUAAUGCACAUGUGGCUCAAAUUAUGAAGAUGUGUAUUCAUAGCCAAGAUCUCAGAAGGCUACAUAAAGAUUUUCUGAAAGAAAUAUUUGUGAAUAGAGCAUUUUGUUUGCAAAAGCCAAUAGCUGUUGAGCCAGACCUAAGUGAUGUGAUUGGCAAGAUUCUGGACAGAUGCGGGGGCUCUCCUUUAGCUGCCAAAGCCUUUGGAUCUAUGUUGAGUAACAAGACUAGCAUAAAAGAAUGGGAGGACAUACUAGCGAGAAUCAAAACUUUCAACGAGGACACAAAAACUUUACCUAUACUCAAGCUCAGCUAUGAUGACUUACCAUCCCAGUUGAAACAGUGCUUUGCUUUUUGUGCUUUAUUUCCCAAAGAUUAUGAGAUUGAUGUGGAAAUUUUAAUUCAGCUGUGGAUGGCACAUGAUUUCAUACAAUUGAAGAAAGGAGACAAUCUUGAAAAGUUAGGCAGGGACAUUUUUGAUGAGCUAACUUGGAGGUCAUUCUUUCAAGAUGUCAAGCGAAUCCCUCGAAGAAAAUGGGAGGGGGAGCUCCGUCCUAGAACAAUAUGCAAGAUACAUGAUCUUAUGCAUGACAUUGCCUUGUCUAUUAUGGGGAAAGAUUGUCUUACUAUAAUUGAUAGGCCGGAUGAGAAGGAGUUGUUGUCAGCAGGCCCUACUCGUCACUUGUUCUCAUCAUAUCAUUUUAUCGGAGGCUAUUUGGAUGAUUAUCUGAAGAAAUACUCUCCAACUCUCCAGACAAUUAUGUAUGCAGAGUACAUUCAGGGAUCAGCACCACACUUGUGUAAGUACAAUCAUCUGCGAGCACUGCAACUCUAUGGAUUCAGUAAACUUCCACUUCAACCAAGGCAUUUAGAACACAUGAGGUAUCUUGAUCUCUCGGGAAACUCCAAGAUCAAGGAGCUUCCCAAGGAACUAUGCAUACUGUAUAAUCUGCAGACUCUUAACCUUUCUUCUUGUCCAAAUCUGGGUCGACUUCCAAAGGAUAUGAAGUAUAUGGCAAAUCUCCGUCAUCUCUAUACCAAUGGAUGCACCUCCCUAGAGUGCAUGCCUCCAGACCUCGGGCAACUCACUUCUCUACAGACUGUAACAUAUUUUGUGGUGGGUUCCAGUUCUGGUUGCAGUACUAUUAGAGAACUACAAUACUUAAAUCUUGGUGGUGAAUUAGAGCUAUCUCGUCUUCAGUAUGUAACCAUAGAAGAUGCUAAAGCAUGCAGCCUUGGAAGCAAAAAGAAACUCACACAUUUAUCUCUUAAAUGGAGUGACAAGAGCACUGAGGAACUGAACCAACACAUGAAUGUGCUUGAUGCUCUCAAACCUCAUGUUGUGCUGGAGUUUCUAAGCAUAGACUCCUAUAGAGGUAUUGGCUUCCCGGCAUGGGUGACAGGUCUUACUUUCCUCGAGCAUUUGACCGAGCUGCACCUAGUGGGUUGUACAAUGUGUGAGGAAUUUCCACAAUUCAGUCAAUUUAAGUCCCUUGAAGUUCUUUUUCUGGAAAAGUUGGACAAAUUGCAAAGCCUGUGCAGUCAGAAUUUAUCUGAAUUAUUUCCAGCAUUAAAAGAUCUCCGAUUAGAAAGUUUGGUCAAAUUUGAGAGAUGGGUGGCAACAGAAGGAGAGGAAUUAACAUUUCCUCUUCUUGAGAAGCUCCAAAUUAUGAACUACCCAAAGCUAACGACUCUGCCUGAAGCACCAAAACUCAAAGUCAUGAAGCUAGAAGAAGAGAAGGCUCAGCUGUCCUUGUCAGUACUUAGAUCCAGGUACAUGUCUUGCUUGUCUGAGUUAUCCAUGACUGUCAGUGAUACAGAAGCAACGUCGACACCUGAGCUUGAUCAGGAUCGUGAAGUAUCUCUUUCAGAACUGGUGUUGCAUGGUUGCAGCUUUUUGUAUCCCUCGAUUAAAUCGCAACUUGCAGGAAACGGAGUCUGGAAAUGGUUUGAUCGGCUUGAGGAUUUGGUUAUUAGUAACUGUGGCACGCUCAUCUACUGGCCUGAAGAAGAGUUCCGAAGCUUGGCAUCAUUGAACAAUCUUUCCAUUCGUAAAUGCAGCUAGCUAAUAGGUCCCAACCAGGUAAAAGGACAUCAUACUCAAGGAAGGGAUCGUAUCCUGCCAAAUCUAAAAGACCUAAUUAUAUAUGAUUGUGAAAGCUUGACAGAGCUUUUUGUUCUUCCCGCAUCUCUCACGGAUAUUACCAUUAAGUCCUGCGGUAGUCUUGAGUCCAUUCUGGGGCAGGAUGAUAGAGAGUCGGAGAGUCUACCACAGUUCAAUACAACAUCAUCGCCGGAAUACUGCAAUGACCUUGCAUCCACAAGUAUGCCAGAGCAGUCACCAUCACCAAGUACUAAUCCUUUGCCAUGUCUCGAGAUUUUAUAUAUGAGUGGCUGUAAGAAGCUUCGUUUGCUGCCAGCGAAGUUGGAUAAACUAGAAGGUCUACUUAUUGAGGGUUGCAAUGGGCUGACGUCGCUGGAUUGUUUGGGACAGCUGCCAUUUCUGAAAACACUAGUUCUUCAUAAAUGCAAACACCUACCACUACCAGGUAGUGACGGGAAUUACUCAGCCCUUCGGAGCCUCACCAUUCAAUACUGCCAAGCUAUAAAUAUGAAAACAAUUUAUGGGCGUCUCCAACAACGGCUCCAGAGCCUUGAGUACAAGAAUCUAGCUCACGCUGUUUCAUGCGAUCCAGAUGAAGGGCCUAAACUAUGGGAACCAAAAUCCUGGAAAUAUAUGGUUCCUUCACUGCGCAAGCACGAGUCUGAAUAGAGGUACACAUACCAUGGCCGCUCCUGUCCUGCCCAUACAAGUUCUGAACACAAUUGGUAACUGUCCUCUUCAUGGGAGUCGAGUUCUUUUAUUUGCCUGCUCCCUCCGUCAGCUCUGCUGAAAAUAGGCCACUCCAAGGCCUGAAGCAUGGACAAAAUGAACUUCAACUUGCAGAACUUCAAAUUGCUCGAGCUGAAUCGUAUUUACUUUGUGCAGAGCAAACAAGCAUGUCUUGAGCAAAUCGUGUCUGAAGCAUGGAGUAUAAGUGUACUUGCAGUUACGUGCUGGCGAGCCUUUAGUUUUCCUUGUGUACUUACAGUCCACCGUAAUACGAUGUGCGCUAUUUCACAUCUUUUUCAUAACCUGUAGAGCAGAGCACGAUCCUGGUUAAUGCAGACAUCUGGUUAGUUCGGA
Triticum aestivum (bread wheat) is the source of this 4443-nucleotide messenger RNA. Its product is annotated as putative disease resistance protein RGA1. NCBI's taxonomy places the organism in Eukaryota, Viridiplantae, Streptophyta, Magnoliopsida, Poales, Poaceae. The transcript is spliced from 4 exons. Gene Ontology annotation, molecular function: ADP binding. The record is from RefSeq and is a predicted model, not a curated record. The coding region runs from base 343 to 3321 and encodes 992 amino acids.